AUGUUAAAGUUUGGUAUUAAAUCUGCUGUAUUAGGAUCAGCAGUAUAUUACACUGUGGACAAGGGUGUAUGGAAGGAUAGUGCUACUACUCAAGUAUUAUAUGAAGAAUUGGAAAAAGGAAUGUCACCCUAUGUCGGUGAAUUAAAACAGAAAAUACCUGUCGAGUUACCUCCACUGCCAUCAAAUGAUAGAAUAUCAUAUUUAUUUAAGUAUUAUUGGAACUGUGGCGUAAAAACAACAUUUGAAUUCCUUGUAGAACUUCCUACACACACAAGUAAUGCAGCAACAGUGGUAUAUAACAAAAUUUCUUCAGCCCUUGACUCAACAGAGCCUACAAGCAGCCAAAAACCUUAA
Parnassius apollo (apollo) is the source of this 354-nucleotide messenger RNA. The record is from the annotation of a GenBank genome assembly. Lineage: Eukaryota; Metazoa; Arthropoda; Insecta; Lepidoptera; Papilionidae.